UCUUGCAGAAUAUUAUGGAGCAGAAGUUGAAUCGCAUAGAUUUGAUCUGGCGACAAUUGCAGCUGCAACUAAUAACUUUUCGCUUCCAAAUGAAAUUGGAGCAGGUGCAUUUGGUCAUGUUUAUAAGGGUCUGUUAUCUACAGGACAGGAAGUAGCUGUUAAAAGGCUUUCAUCAAACUCCUGCCAACCCUACAAUGUUUUUAAAAAUGAGGUUCUAUGGCUUACCAAACUUCAGCAUCCAAACCUCAUUAAACUAGUUGGAUAUUGCAUUCAUGGAGUAGAAUGGAUACUUGUGUAUGAGUUCACGGAGAACAAAUCCCUAGAUGCUUACUUAUUUGAUGAAACGAGACAUGAACUUGGAUGGACCAUACGUUUCAAAAUCAUUACUGGUAUUGCUCGUGGUGUUCUUCAUCUUCGGCAAAAUUCAGGAUUGAGAAUUGAUCACGUAUAUAUCAAAGCAAGUAAUGUUUUACUAGACAGAGAGAUGAACCCUAAAGUUCCAGCUUUCGGUUUAGCUAGAACUUUAGAAGAAUGUCAAACUGAAAUGAAGUCCACAUUCAUUAGUGGGGUUGGUUAUAUGUCUCCAGAAUAUAUAUAUGAAGGUAUAUUCUCAGUUAAGUCAGACGUGUAUAGUUUUGGAGUUCUUGUCCUAGAGAUUGUGAGUGGAAGAAGCAUUCAUGCUGCUUUUCCUGACCAAAUUGUUUGUGUCUGGAAGAUGUGGAACGAAGGAAAAGCCUUAGAAUUUUUAGAUAAAUCAAUGAAGGACGAGUUUCCAGCAGAUGAAGCAUUAAGAUGUAUCCAAGUUGGACUUUUAUGUAUCCAAAAACAACGAGGCGAUCGACCAACAAUGCAAUCAGUGCUUGAGAUGUUGGAAGGAGAAGUUCUAUCGUUGCCACAACCAUUACCACCUCCAUAUGUUGGAAAUGAGACAUAUUCUGAAUUGAAGACGAGCACUCACAUCGACACUACCAAUGAGGUAACUAUUACAGAGUUAGAGUGUCGAUAGAAAGCAUGUCCACAUGACUGCAACCUUUUUGAUUCAGUUUCAAGGUGUCUUUCAUAUGAUUGUCAACAAAGAAACGUCAUUAAUCUUAUGAAGCUAUUUUAUAUCUGAAUACUAUGCACAACCCAUAAAGUAGUUUUUUGCAUGUAAUCGUAUAAAUAUGUUAGUAAUAGUUCUCAUUCGCAUCCUUUCUUUGAGUUUGAAUAAUUGUAAUGACAUUCAAGUCCUAAAUUUGAAGAUAAGAUUAUUUGUCUUUUACUUUGCUAAA
Molecule: messenger RNA, 1271 nt
Organism: Olea europaea var. sylvestris
Lineage: Eukaryota; Viridiplantae; Streptophyta; Magnoliopsida; Lamiales; Oleaceae
Product: putative receptor-like protein kinase At4g00960
Exons: 5
Coding region: 485-1006 (173 amino acids)
Biological process (GO): protein phosphorylation
Molecular function (GO): protein kinase activity; ATP binding
Source: RefSeq, a predicted model, not a curated record